This is a messenger RNA of Phymastichus coffea, 1452 nucleotides long. RefSeq names its product E3 ubiquitin-protein ligase RNF14-like. NCBI's taxonomy places the organism in Eukaryota, Metazoa, Arthropoda, Insecta, Hymenoptera, Eulophidae. The transcript is spliced from 4 exons. The record is from RefSeq and is a predicted model, not a curated record. Gene Ontology annotation, cellular component: ubiquitin ligase complex; cytoplasm. Gene Ontology annotation, biological process: protein polyubiquitination; ubiquitin-dependent protein catabolic process; positive regulation of proteasomal ubiquitin-dependent protein catabolic process. Gene Ontology annotation, molecular function: ubiquitin protein ligase activity; zinc ion binding; ubiquitin conjugating enzyme binding. Bases 1 to 1452 code for a protein of 483 amino acids.
AUGGUAAAGAUCAGCGCGACGUCCACCUCACCUACCGAGGGCCAAAGACCGAUGUUAACGUCAAUUUCGCUGAUGGUUGCACGAUUGACAGAUAAAGAAAGGCAAAAAGAUGAAAUGUUUGCACUUGAAAAUAUUUAUAAUACAAAGGAGUUCAAAUAUAAAAAAAGAGUAAACAUUGAGUGUGAAUUUGCAAUCAAUUGCAAAUUGGUAAAGGAAUAUUUGUAUAUCAAAUGUGGAAAGGAAUUUUCAGAUAUUCAGGAUAACCAAUGUAUCAAGCAUUUACCACCAUUGCAACUAUAUGUACAAUUACCAUACAAUUACCCAUCAACAAGUGCUCCACAGUAUCAUUUGUUUGUUAAUUGGCUUUCUCCUUGGCAAGCAUCUCUUGUUUGCCAAAAACUAGAUCAGUUAUGGGAUGAGAAUAAGCAGAAUGAAAUACUUUUCAUAUGGCUAGAGUUUCUUAAAAAUGAAUUACUUUUUUAUUUACAAAUAAAAGAUAUUUUAGAUGUAUCUUAUCUUAUGAAUAUAUUUUUGAAUCCUACAGAUGAAUUUCAGUUAGAAGUAUUGCAAUGGACUGAUCAAAGAGUCAUCAAUGGAGGUCUGUAUUUGAAUCCUUUGGAUAAAUUAAUUCAUUACAAUGACAUACAGGGUUUAAUUGAUUUUGAGAUCAAUCUUCACGAGUGUGGAAUUUGUUUUGAAAAAUAUUUUGGCAAAACUUGUGAAAAAAUUACUCCUUGUGGGCACAUAUUUUGCAAAUAUUGUUUAACAGAAUUUCUAACAGUUAGGAUCAGUGAGAGAAAUAUUAAUAGUAAUUUAGUAUGUCCAGCGACAGGGUGUAUAGAAAACAUAAGUUUUGAUCAAAUAAGAAAAUUAUGUUCAGCAAAUCUCUUUCAUAUGUAUGACAAAUAUUUGUUAGAAUAUAAACUUAUUAGUAGUGGAAAUUUAGUUUACUGUCCAAGGAAGCAGUGUCAAUCAUUAGUUACAUUGAAUGAAGGAGAAAAUUUGGCUUCGUGUUUCGUAUGUGAAUAUAACUUUUGCGCAUAUUGUUUCAAGGUUUACCAUGGUAUUAUGCCAUGUGAUAUGGAUUCUACAGAAAAAAUCAAAAUAAUUGAAGCGUAUCAAAAUGGUGAUGUAGAUACAAAAAAGAAUUUGGAAAAACUAUAUGGCAAAAUUCAAAUUCGGGAAAUUGUUGAAAAAAAAUUAACUAAUGAUUAUCUCAAGGAAAAUACAAAAAUUUGUCCUACUUGUAAAAUUACUAUUAGUAAAGUAUCAGGAUGCAAUUUGAUAAAAUGUUCACAAUGUCAAACACAUUUCUGUUGGUUGUGUAAUUCAAAAAUAAUUUUUGAUAAUCCCUACGAUCAUUUCAUGUUUAUAGAAAAUGGUCAAUGCAAUGGCAAGCUAUUUGAAGGUCUUAUGGAUGAAAUAAAUGAAGUUGAUGAAAACAAUAAUUAA